GCCGCCGCCAUGGACUGGCAGCCGGACGAGCAGGGCCUGCAGCAGGUCCUGCAGCUGCUGAAGGACUCGCAGUCGCCCAACACGGCCACCCAGCGCGUGGUGCAGGACAAGCUGAAGCAGCUGAACCAAUUCCCCGACUUCAACAACUACCUGAUCUUCGUGCUGACGCGGCUCAAGUCCGGCAUCCUCAUCACCACCAUCGCCUCCAAGGGGGAGCUGCAGAUGUGGCCGGAGCUGCUCCCCCAGCUCUGCAACCUCCUCAACUCCGAGGACUACAACACGUGUGAGGGGGCCUUUGGGGCCCUGCAGAAGAUCUGCGAGGAUUCCUCCGAGCUGCUCGACAGCGACGCGCUCAACCGGCCCCUCAACGUCAUGAUCCCCAAGUUCCUCCAGUUCUUCAAGCACUGCAGCCCCAAAAUCAGGUCCCACGCCAUCGCCUGCGUCAACCAGUUCAUCAUGGACCGGGCUCAGGCGCUGAUGGAGAACAUCGACACCUUCAUCGAGCAUCUCUUCGCUCUGGCGGUGGAUGAAGACCCCGAGGUGAGGAAGAACGUCUGCCGGGCGCUGGUGAUGCUGCUGGAGGUCCGCAUCGACCGCCUCAUCCCCCACAUGCACAGCAUCAUCCAGUACAUGCUGCAGCGGACGCAGGACAGCGACGAGAACGUGGCGCUGGAGGCCUGCGAGUUCUGGCUGACGUUGGCCGAGCAGCCCAUCUGCAAGGAGGUGCUGACCUCCCACCUGGUGCAGCUCAUCCCCAUCCUGGUGAACGGCAUGAAGUACUCGGAGAUCGACAUCAUCCUGCUGAAGGGUGACGUGGAGGAGGACGAGGCCAUUCCUGACAGCGAGCAGGACAUCAAGCCCCGCUUCCACAAGUCCCGCACGGUGACGCUGCAGCACGAGGAGGAGCGGCCGCAGGACCCCGACGACGGGGAGGAUGAGGAUGAUGACGACACACUCUCGGACUGGAACCUGAGGAAGUGCUCGGCGGCCGCGCUGGACGUCCUGGCCAACGUUUUUCGGGAAGAGCUGCUCCCCCACCUCCUCCCCCUGCUCAAGGAGCUGCUUUUCCACCCGGAGUGGGUCAUCAAAGAGUCGGGAAUCCUGGUCUUGGGGGCCAUCGCGGAAGGCUGCAUGCAGGGCAUGGUGCCGUACCUGCCGGAGCUGAUCCCCCACCUCAUCCGCUGCCUGUCGGACAAGAAGGCCCUGGUGCGCUCCAUCGCCUGCUGGACCCUCAGCCGUUACGCCCACUGGGUGGUCUCCCAGCCCCCCGACAUGUACCUCAAGCCCCUCAUGACCGAGCUGCUCAAACGCAUCCUCGACAGCAACAAGCGGGUGCAGGAGGCAGCCUGCAGCGCCUUCGCCACGCUGGAGGAGGAGGCCUGCACGGAGCUGGUGCCGUAUCUCAGCUUCAUCCUGGACACGUUGGUCUUCGCCUUCGGCAAAUACCAGCACAAGAACCUGCUGAUCCUCUACGACGCCAUCGGGACCCUCGCCGACUCCGUGGGGCACCACCUCAACCAGCCGGAGUACAUCCAGAAGCUGAUGCCUCCGCUCAUCCAGAAGUGGAACGAGCUGAAGGACGAGGACAAGGACCUCUUCCCGCUGCUGGAGUGCUUGUCCUCGGUGGCCACCGCCCUGCAGAGUGGUUUCUUGCCCUACUGCGAGCCCGUCUACCAGCGCUGCGUCACCUUGGUCCAGAAGACGUUGGCCCAGGCCAUGAUGUACAACCAGCACCCCGAGCAGUACGAGGCCCCCGACAAGGACUUCAUGAUCGUGGCUUUGGACCUGCUGAGCGGUUUGGCCGAGGGUCUGGGUUGCCACGUGGAGCAGCUGGUGGCCCGCAGCAACAUCAUGACGCUGCUCUUCCAGUGCAUGCAGGACACCAUGCCCGAGGUGCGGCAAAGCUCCUUCGCUCUCCUGGGAGACCUCACCAAGGCCUGUUUCGUGCACGUCAAACCCUGCAUCGUUCUGGGGUGCUGUCCCCACCUCACCCCUGUCCCCUCCCCCUGUCAGGGGGGGACUCUCUGCGUUUCGGGUGCCCGUGACCGGAACGUCAACCUGUGGGACCUGCGGCAGCUGGGCCAGGCCCCCGGCAAAGUUCUGGUGAAGGCGCUGGGCACCGAACGCAACGGGACGCACAAGGGCUGGGUCUGGUGUUUGGCCUCUCGGGACAACAAGGUCUGCUCGGGUUCCUGGGACAGCACCGUCAAGCUCUGGGACCUGGAGGCCGAGGGGCAGCAGUUUGGGGAGAUCAGGGAGAAGGCGGCCGUGCUCUGCCUCUCCUACCGCCCCGACGUCCUGGUCACCGGGACUUAUGACAAGACGGUGACAAUCUACGACCCCCGAGCCGGCCCCUCCCUGGUGCGCAGCUACAAGCCCCACGCCAGCGCCGUCCUCUCCCUGGCAGCCGAUGACCGGCUCAUCGUGUCCGGCAGCGAGGACCGGACCCUCGUCGUCUUCGACCGUCGGGCCCAGGGGGUCCUGCAGCGGCUCCAGCUGGAAAACUACCUGCUCUCCAUGUCCUACCGGGGGACGCAGCUCUGGGCCGGGGACAACCAGGGCCGGGUUUACGUCUUCGGGAACAGCACUGGCAGCUUCCAGCCCGCCCGGUAUUUCGACGUGGGGCACCGGCUGCAGAUCACGGGGCUCUGGCACUCGAUGGGGUCCCUCUACACCACGUCCACCGACCGGACGCUGCGGAUACACGUCCCCACGGACCCUCCCCGCACCAUCUGCUCCUGGACGCACGACGACGUCCUCAACGGGGUGAGGAGGUGACAGCUCCCCUUUGCACACGUGUGUGCACGCCCCCCUCUUUGCACACGUGUGUGCACGUGCCCCCCAUGCA
This is a messenger RNA of Calidris pugnax (ruff), 2848 nucleotides long. Its product is annotated as transportin-2-like. Lineage: Eukaryota; Metazoa; Chordata; Aves; Charadriiformes; Scolopacidae. Gene Ontology annotation, biological process: protein import into nucleus. Gene Ontology annotation, molecular function: nuclear import signal receptor activity; protein binding. The record is from RefSeq and is a predicted model, not a curated record. Bases 10 to 2778 code for a protein of 922 amino acids. Gene Ontology annotation, cellular component: nucleus; cytoplasm. The transcript is spliced from 23 exons.